Messenger RNA from Suillus clintonianus, 597 nucleotides. RefSeq lists its product as uncharacterized. The coding region runs from base 14 to 277 and encodes 87 amino acids. The transcript is spliced from 2 exons. The record is from RefSeq and is a predicted model, not a curated record. NCBI's taxonomy places the organism in Eukaryota, Fungi, Basidiomycota, Agaricomycetes, Boletales, Suillaceae.
GGACCCUGUCACGAUGUUUAUUGGCAUCGCGAUCUUGGUCCUGUCUGUUCACAUCCCUGUCCCUGUCACUGUCCCUCCUACUAUCGUCUCUUUUUCUUCUGUCAUCUCUGUCUCUUGCUCCCCGAUCGUCACGGUCGUCGUCUCGUCGCCUAUCGCGAUCAUUUGCUCUCCUAGACCCGUCAUGAUCAUUGUCCCUUCUUCUAUCAUGGUCGUCAUCCUUUCUUCUCUCAUAAUCAUCCCUCCUACUGCUCUCCCCUCCGCUCCUUCUCUCAGGUGACCACAAAACCCUCUGCGAAACAGUCGCACUCCCAUUCCUACUUUCUUCCCUACUACUCUCCUGCCUCACGAGCGGGAUAUACCGCUUCUCGUCUCCUCUCCGUUUCUUCUUCUUACUACCAUCAUCCAACACCUCCUGUUCCUUUGCUCCAAUUCCCAAGAGUGCAAACCGUGAUUUUGGCAGGUAAGGCUCCACCAGCGCAUUCUUUUUGGCUCGUUCUGAGCUUGUGACAGCCCCACCGUCCACCCAGCCCAUGCCACCAUACAGCACCUGCGGCGUCGCAUGCAUCGGUGAGAACAGAAUACACAAUCUGACUAGUG